Molecule: messenger RNA, 2448 nt
Organism: Oryzias latipes (Japanese medaka)
Lineage: Eukaryota; Metazoa; Chordata; Actinopteri; Beloniformes; Adrianichthyidae
Gene: rnf11a
Product: ring finger protein 11a
Biological process (GO): ubiquitin-dependent protein catabolic process
Cellular component (GO): ubiquitin ligase complex
Molecular function (GO): ubiquitin protein ligase activity
Source: RefSeq, a predicted model, not a curated record
AUACAUCUGAGCUGUUACCUAAAGCGGAUGUACAGUUUUAGAACUGUCCUGCUUAGAGUACUUCCGGCGUUUAUUUAGUGUAAACACAACACACAGCUGGAUACACAACAAAUAUCACCUUGAGUACAGAGUUUAAAACCCGUGUGUCCGCCGUCGCGAUGAGGUUUCCUAUUCCCCAUUUUCGUCCACAGAAGACAGCGCUCUUCUGAGAAGCUAAAUUCCAGCGACAGCGACCGAGCUAAGCUAACGCGAAGCCAGAAACCGCUCGCGCUUGUCUUCAAAGUUGGCUCAGUCUAGCCCGUUUAAAAAAGCGCCCUCCUUCAUGUUUGUGUCAGGUCAAUGGGAAACUGUCUAUUUUCACAAGGUGCGGAUGACCUCUCGCCUCUAAACGAGUCUGAGGGGGGCAGUCUGCCCGGAGAGCCGACGGUAACACAACAGGAGCGCAGCCAGCUGGAGUUCCAUCCCAACCCUGGAGAGAGUCGCCCCGUCAGCCAGCUGACCGAGGAAGAGCAGAUCCGGAUUGCCCAGCGCAUUGGACUCAUUCACCACCUUCCCAAGGGCAUCUUCAACCCCGGCUCUGACCCCUCUGAAAAGAAAGUGAUAGAGUGUGUGAUCUGCAUGAUGGAUUUUGAGUAUGGAGACCCCAUUCGGUUUUUGCCCUGCCUUCACAUCUACCACGUUAGCUGCAUCGACCCUUGGCUGAUGCGCUCCUUCACCUGCCCCUCCUGCAUGGAGCCCGUAGACGCAGCCCUGCUGUCCACCUACGAAACCAACUGAGCAGCCUCCCGCUCGGCUGCUCCCGCCUAGAAACAGGCGCACCUCCGUCGGCACGCCUGUCCUGUUUCUGCUCCAACAGGUAGCCCAGGUGGCGUGGGACGAAGCAGGUAUUUAUAGACCGAUGUGAAAGGGGGUUUUGCAGAAAUGCAACGCUUAGGUUUCAUACGCCCGUUUUCUGGAGGUGUGAAAGUGUGUGCCAAAUGACUUUAGAUGAAGAAAAUAGACGAAUAUAUUAGAAGAAUGUUGCCCCACAUCUGCUUAACGGGCAGGCUUGAUUUUUGAAAGUGGUCUUUGCUUCAGGUGUGAUGUGCAAAUGUCACCAGAAAGAGAAAACAUGAAGGGAAGUGAGAAUGUUCUUCAAAUAGUUGUGAAUGUCUCUGAAAUGCGAUCCCUCCCCCCAACGGAGGGUGACCACGCCAAUCUUCUUGAACAAAUUGAUACUGUGAGGUCCCACGACAUUUCAACGUUUACAGUGCUGGGAUGCAAAAUGCUGUCGUUUGACAACUUAUAAGCCUUCUUGAAGCUCUCGUUUUUGAACGGUUUGUUCUGUAGAUCUUUUUUUCUUUCUUUUUUUAAAAGCUGCUUUUCAAGAAAGUUAAUCUAAGUUUUGCCUUACCAGAUAACAAAUCCCAGCCUUUCACCUUGGGGUUGCUUUUAAUGUCACGUUGUAAAAACCCAGUUCCUCUGUGUUCCUCUGUGUUCAUCUGUCUCUAACAUUUACACAAUAUGCUGUGCAAUCUCCUGGAAGCACCUUGAUUUAACCCAAAUCUAAAAACACUGUAGAACUCAGAUGAUUGAGUUUCAUUUCUUUUUUCAGUCGUUUAUGCUGCUGUUGCCUUGAACCUGAAGAUAGCUGAGGAUUUUUUUUUUUUAUUAGUAACCACGCAUUUCCAAAGUUCAUGAGCGGCAACACAGAUCCUUCUAUGAUCUCUCAAUGUAAAGCACACACAUUUUUUAAGAAUUUUGAAAUAAAUGCUACUAAUAGAGGGGAAUGUAAAUGUAAAGCAGGAUUUUACAUAGAUUUGAAUGAUGAUAAGGAGUUGAUAUUAAUUUUACUGUGCACUUUUUGUGCCUUUUUAAGGUAUAUGUUGGUUAAUUCAUGUGAAGUACAAUCAUUUCUGAAAUGGCUCAUGUCUUAAUUUAGCUGUCCUCUAGGGGGAGACAGAUACCAGCCGUUCUCAGACCUUGGAAAGUUUUUCUAUAGCAUGGGUAUGGUGUGGUUCAGUUUUUUGUUUGAAUUCAUUUACCAGCCAACAUUUUUAUAUUAGGAUCUGGUUUUCUAAGGCCAAGGGGAGUUGAUUCCACAGGUAUUGUUCACCCUAAGACACCACGGGAUAAGAGUUAUCGAAUGACUUGACCUAUUAAAAAAAGCUUGUGGGAAAAUGUCUUUUGGCCAAAAUAAAAGCUCGUGAGCUUUUAUUUUGACUCCAUGAAGUUAAAACUUUUUCCCAAAAUAUUUUAGCAAAUGUUAUCAUGGUGACAGUAAAAUAUCACACAGACAGUGUUUUCUUUAGGAGAAAAUCAAGGACUUCUCCUCCUGAGUGGAGCCACACUUUGUCAUGCACCAUGAAUACCCAUUAUGGAAAAAUAUGAGAUUAAGUCGGGAAAAUACUGGCUGUUUUUAAUUUAUGCAUGUUGAGAAACUUCAAUAAAGAUGGAUACCGAGUCUCA